Messenger RNA from Funneliformis caledonium, 656 nucleotides. NCBI's taxonomy places the organism in Eukaryota, Fungi, Glomeromycota, Glomeromycetes, Glomerales, Glomeraceae. The record is from the annotation of a GenBank genome assembly.
AUGUUAAAAAAAUGUUUGAUCCCGUAAUUAAAAAGAUUCUUAAGUUAAUACGUGAUCAACUGAAUCGAGGUGGUUCGAUUUCUGCCAUGUUCUUGGUGGGAGGUUUUAGUGAAUCGAAAUAUUUACAAAAAAGAAUUCGUGAAGAAUUCUCGGACGAAGUUAGGAAUAUUUCCGUGCCUCCUCAGCCAAUGGCUGCCAUAGUUAGAGGAGCGCUUGAGUAUGGUCUUAAUAUGCAGAAAAUUAAAUCCAGAACGUUACCCUUGACUUAUGGUAUUGAAUUGGCACCACUCUGGAAAGAAGGUGAUCCACCAGAAAGAAAACAAACACACGGUAGAAUUUUUAUUUUCCGACGCUUAGUGUCAAAAGGCAUCGAAGUUGACGUUGAUCAAGAAUUUGGAUUAGAAUUACACCCUAGCUUUCAAAAUCAAAUAGAAAUUUCAAUCGAGGUAUACGCGACCAACGCAAUUGAAGCAAAAUAUUGCGAUGAACCUGGGAUGAAAAAGAUCGGGGAAUUAAGAUUAGAUUUUCCGGACCCACAUCUUGGUUUCCACAGAAAAAUAACAUUUACCUUAACAUUUGGUCAAAUGGAAAUUCGGGCUUACGCGAGAAAUCAGUUAGGCCAAUCGACAAAUGCCAAUUUUGAACUUGAACUUUAG